This is a messenger RNA of Peronospora matthiolae, 540 nucleotides long. The record is from the annotation of a GenBank genome assembly. Lineage: Eukaryota; Oomycota; Peronosporomycetes; Peronosporales; Peronosporaceae.
AUGAUGCUGCUGCACAUGAACGCGGACUACCAUCAUGUGCUGGGCAACUGCGAGGAAGCCUGGGUUGCGUGGACAAGUCUGAAGACGCUGUACGGUGGGUCGCAGAAGGCAGGACGCAUCUACCUCAAGCGACAACUUUUCAGUAUCAAGAUGGCUGAAGGCGCGAACGUCAUGCAUCACUGCAACGAGGUCCUCAACAUCUCCGCCAAGCUUAGCGGCAUCGGUGCGAAGAUGGAAGACGAAGACGUUGCAAUUUGUCUGCUACUCAGUCUUCCGAAGAGCUACGAAAAUGUGGUGCUCAACAUGGAAAUGAGCAGCACCGAGCUUCGCACUCAAGAUGUGGUGAGAGUCCUGACGAAUAAGCAUGCCAAGCGUCAAGGAGAAAAAGGGACAACGACAGCGACUACGGUGAAGGCUGAAGAUGCAAGCAAGGCAUUCAGCGCCGAGCGUGAGUGUUGCAUUGUAGAUCGGAGCGAGGAAAGCGGAGCAAACGGAGCGGAGAGACCGAAGAGAGUAGAGCAGAAAACACUUGCCCAAUAG